GGCGGCCGGGAGGGGCAACUUCUGCCGGGAAAGCGCUUCCCGCCGAGCCCCGCGCGCCGCGGCCCCAGGCGGCUCUUCCCCGCGCCGGCCUCCCCCGCGGAGCCGGGGCCGGACCUUGGUCCCGGCGCCCCCGCCGCGGUGACCCGCCGCCGGCCGCCGCGCCAUGGAGUUCUCGGAGAGGAAGCGGAGCAGGAAAUCCCAGAGCUUCAAACUGCCCAGCCGAGAUUACCACCAUGAGGUGUAUAAGAUGUCAGAAUUCAACAGUGAUGUCAACGGGGAGGCCAAAGAGACACAGUCCAUUUUCUUAGGAGGUGAAAGCAUGGAAAUUAAAAAACAAAUUACAGGAAUGAGAAGAUUGCUGAAUGACAGCACUGGGAGGAUCUAUCAGCGUGUUGGCAAGGAAGGAGAGAAGUUAAAAGAAGAACCCCAGGAUUUGGACUCGGUCUGGCCUCAGCGUUUGAACUCCUCUGCUGAGGCCCCCCCGAGCCUCCCCCCUUCUUCUCGGGGUGCUUGGAGUGAGUUCCCGGCCCAGAGCGGCCAGUUCUCAGGGCAGCCUGGCCCCCGCUCGAGAACCUUCCAGAGUCAGCCCCACACUGCUGGGAGCUCCAACGGAGAACUUCCAGUGGUAAAUUCAUCAGUUGGAUCAAACUGCUGCACUUGUAACUGCCAGUCAACAUUGCAGGCCAUUCUCCAAGAACUCAAGACCAUGCGGAAAUUAAUGCAAAUUCAAGCAGUUGGAACCCCAAACCGACAACAACCCCCAAUUUCCCUUGUAUGCUCCCAGCGAACUGCUGUCUCACGCAAGAGAAACAAAAAGAAAAAAGUGCCCCCAAAGGCCGCUGAACUUCUUACUGUGAAGCAGAAGCCCAGUGUGGUAGAGACUGCGAAGAAGACAGGGGUGGCCUCAGAGCCGUCGGCCCCCCAGGCAGCUGAGCGCACCUCCUCAGGGGAGAACCACGUCCUAGGGUUUGGCAUUGUUCUGGAAUCGCCUUCCUCAGAUCCAGAAGUGCAACUUGCUGAAGGCUUUGAUGUGUUUAUGCCUAAAUCUCAGCUGGACUCUAUAUUGUCAAACUACACUCGCUCAGGAAGCCUUCUCUUUAGAAAACUGGUGUGUGCGUUUUUUGAUGACAAGACUUUGGCUAACUCCUUACCCAAUGGGAAGAGGAAAAGAGGACUCAAUGACAACCGGAAAGGACUAGACCAAAAUAUUGUGGGUGCAAUAAAAGUCUUCACAGAAAAGUACUGUACUGCUAAUCAUGUGGAUAAACUUCCUGGCCCGAGAGACUGGGUACAGAUUCUACAGGAUCAAAUUAAACUGGCCAGAAGGAGGUUAAAAAGAGGCUCAGCAGAGGUAGCUGACGGUGAUGAAAGACUGGACAGCAUCUCUCUACCACCAACAGGUAAAACAGCCUGAGGUCCAGAAACACUAAAAUGGCUUUCUCAAGGUCUCACAGCUGUUGAUGGCCUCUCCAGUCAUUACACCGCAUAGCUUCCUCACACCCAAGCCAAAGCCAGCUUUCCUCGGCAUGUUUCUUAAAGAUCCUGAGUCCAUGGAUGUGCUAAUCCCUUCAGGAUUCCCUCUCUCUGUCCCAUAGUCUCCACAAUUAAAAUGCCCAUCGUCAGUCCCCCGAAGUCCACUGCAGAUUCAAACUCGUGGAAUUCUUUCUGGAAUGUUGCCCAGCACUGUGAGGUUAUAAGGAAGACAGGAGUAGAAUGGCGCUAUAAGUCUUUCAGUAGACUCUUGGCAGACAUUUAACAAACUACCAAACAGCAUGAUGAAAAAGAAAUACUGUUUAUCAUUGAGAAAAGAAUUUCCAGAUUGGUGCCCAAACUUUGUAGUAAUGAAAUUAAAUAAUUUUGAUGAGAAUAGCCUGUCUCUUGAUUGCCACCAAAGUAAAAUCCCAGUCUGGUGGCUUCUCUGAAUACAAGGCCAUUACUAACCUCUCCCUCCCUGCGUGCUCCCCCAGGAGAGCCCACCUUACUUGUGCAGGCGCUUCUGCCUGGGGUUUGAGGCUCACUGGCCAGACUUCCUUCAGCGUGUUUAUCUGAGCUGUUAAAGAUUUAACAAUGCUUUUAUUAACUUUGGGGCUUUUCCUCUUCCCAAUUCAUGUAUAUUGAGGAGGGUAGAGGGGAGUGUAAAUGUAUGAAUCAGAAUCUAGAAGAUCAGGGUUACAGUCUGGCAGCCAAAUGGAACUUGUUUCAAUCCAUUUCAUUUAAGCAAACUUGUGUGUCUAGACUUAACAAAAAUGGUUAGAGAUUUUAUAGUGGAGAAACAUUUCCUUAAUGUCUUUUCCCUCAGCCCUGUCAGUGAGCAUGUUGGAGCAGCUCCCAGGAAUCAGCUCUGUAUUAGGUUGUGGGGAACAGACACCGCCCUCAGGGCCCCGCCCACUGCGAUGGGCCGAGGCCAACCACUGCAGCCUGGUGUGGAGAGUGUGGCUGAUGAUGGCAAAAGCCUUCCAGGACUUGGGGGCAAUUUGUUGUGGAAAAAAAGAGCAUAGAGGAAGUAAAAUCGUAGCAGUGCUUCCUAAAAUGUGAUAAGGAGGCUUCUGAAUUCGAAAUAGAGUAGUGCAGAGCUCAGCUGGGCCUACUAGUCUUUGUCAUCAAUUGUCAUUCCUUUACAUAUGUUUUAAACAUUAACAAAGAAAAGUGUAAGGGAGAAAAUGUAAAUUAAUUUUACCACCCAGAGACAAUAAUUAUUGGGUAUUUUCCCUCCAGACUUUUCUCUAUAUUUGAUUUGGCCAAUGGAGAUCAAAUAUACAAAUUUUUAUUUCCUGAGUUGGAUUUUUUAACCUAAUAAGCACUUUUAAUUUUAAUUGAAAAAUUACAGUUUUUCAUACAUGUUACGUAUUUGAAUAGCUGAAUGAUCAUCUGUUUUACAGGUAAAUUAUAUUUUAUUUGGCUCUUUUCUGUUCCUGGACAACAUAUGGACAUUCUCUAAUAGUGACACACAUUCAAGGGCUUCCUUGCAAAAAUAAUCAUUAGAAAUUUCUAAUGGCUAAAAUUGUUUAUUUAGCACAACUACAGUCUUGGAACACAGACACCUUACCAACACCAUUCUUCACGUAUACAGACUACCUCCAGCCAUGUCAGGGACGUGUACAACUGCUUUCAGAGGAGUGCCCCCUUCACUCUCUUUCUCUGUUGUAGGUAACAUAUUUGACACCAGGAGAGGAAACAAAGAAGACACAGAGCCAGAUUUCACUGCCUAGACUUCCAUUUAGUGACAAUGCUCAUUAGCAUACGCACCUUUUCCCUUUGAAUUUCCUCAGAGAUCCAUUAGCAUUUCAGAGUGCUGCAGAGUGUGAGUGUUCUGUGAAGUUUACCUGUCCUGUUUGAGUAGUUUUGAUGUACUAUCUUUGUCAACUGUGAUAAGCAAGCCUCCAAUUUGGUAUAAGAUUUUUAAAAAUCAUUCCUAGAGUUGAUUUAUCACCCUUGAAGUCCAACAUCUGAUCCAGUUCAUUGUCCAUUAAAAAUAAGCAGCUCUCUCUUCCCUGUUUUUGUCCAUAACCUCAAUGUGAACAUUUGGAGUUUCGAAGAAUACAGCAUUUAUUUUAGCAAAAUUGCUUAGAUGCAUUAUAAAGGAGAAUGGCACUUUCCAGUACUGAAAAGGGAGCAAUUGUUAAAAUUAACUAGAUCUUCAUCAGCUUAAAGGAUGAAAAAGAAGUUUUGGGAAACAGGAUAGCCCUGCUCUGUUAGAUGAAAUCAUUUGUGACGUCAGUUCCCCCAAAAUAACCAUUUGUAACUGAACUAGAGACCCGAUGCAUGAAAUUCGUGCAAUGGCUCAGUCCUCGCAGCCCUGGCUGCCUGGGCCCUCGCAGUCCCAGCUUCAUCCGGAAGGUUGUUCUGCUGCUUGGUCUAAUCAGCAUGUUAGCUCUUUAUUAUAUAGGAUAAGGGCAAGUGAUACGUGAAUUCCUAUGAAAGAAAAAUCUUUUAGGAGGUGGUAUCCACACAGUGACAAAGUUUCUCACAUUGAAAGGUGAGAAACUCAAAGCAAGCAGUUAUCUAUUUGAUACCUACCAGCUGUUUUGACAGAUGGUUUUGCCUGAGUGAGUGGUUCAGUGUUUUGGCAACCUGCCACACAUGUAUUUUAUUAAUGUUACAUAUUUUAUUUGGUUCCUAGUACACUUACACUCCACUUUAUAAAAAUCCAACAAAUGAAAAUCUGGAUUCAUUUUAGAGAUAUCAUGCCAUGUGCAUAUUUGUUUUACAGAAAUAUUUACGUCUGGAUUCCUUUCUCUCAUAAGACGAUGAAUUUAAAAUACCAUUUUAUGUAGAAACACUGCAUUUACACCUCCUUUAUUUCAUAAAGCAAAUUACCUUGGAACUUUGGCACUUGACCCAAAGGCCAAAACUUGAAAGACAUGUGAACUAGAAACACCAAACCCCAGGGCGGGGGAAAUUAUCGUGCUACUGUUUAAUGCAUUUCCCUAGCACUUAUUUUAUUGAGUCAGAGGGUGUUAGAGCUCAGAGUUACUGUAGAUGUCUCUUACUAGUAGGACUAUGGGAGGCAGCUGGGGAGUGAGGUCAUGCUUGCCCAGGGCCAGGUAACCCAUCAGUCACCUGGCCAGGCCUAGCACCUAAAUGCCUUACUCCCCUGUCCAAGGUACUUGUGCUACAUCACACUGAGCAGCUAAGCCUGAGAGAGGAGGGCACUCUGGGAGGAAUCUGUUUUCCACUGAAGACCAGCUCAUUAACCAACAGUGGCAGGAAGCUGGUGCUAGGUGUGGCUUGUGGCAUCCAUCCAAAUGCUAGACAGCUCAUCUCAUGUAUGUGUGUCUUUUGUUUGUCGUCUUUUCGGAGGUUCAGAGUGGUUGUUUCCAUCACACCCUUAGUUAGCCUUUUAUCAAUACAUGUGAUGCAAGCUGGUAAUCACUCCCCUGAAACCAGCCCCUCUGAUCACCGAGGCUGUUGAGAUACUGUGAACAGAGCUUUUGUUUUUCUGCAACAUAUGUUUUCAAAGUGGUCUGCUGCCUCUCAGAAGAAAGUAUUUCUCAAGGGAAUUGCAAGAUUAAUUAGUGCCCUUUCAGCUCUAUUACAACACGAUGAUGAUGUUGCUAAUAGAGGUAGAAACGUUCACCUUCCCGCUGUGGCAUCUGCUGAGUAUACACCACAAGCGUCCAGAGCACGUCCUUCCAAGACCGGGCGAGGCAUGGAGUGUUCACCCCUUGAGGAGGGUGGGGACUGUUCAACUCACGAGUAUGUGCAAUGGAUCCCCAAAUUGGAAAUACAUAUCAUACAACUGCAAGAGUGAGAUCGUAUUUUGUAAAUUAAAAUUGUAUUUGUGUUUACUUACUGUGACUACUGUUCAGACGUUAUUCAGAAAUCCUUUCUAUAGGCUUUCUUAGCAAAAACAAAUUAUUCCAUGUCUAUGAAUAAUGUCUCAAUCUUCUGUAUAUAUGUUUUAUUAAUAUGUAAAUACUUAGAUUUUUUAAAAUUACUAUGUUCUUUAAAAAAGUUCAACACAAGGCUAGUGGUGAGAAUGGUGUAUGACACUGUGCUGUGAUAUCAAUCCCCAAGACGCCCCCUUAUGCCCAUUCUGGAAGACUACAAUAAAUUACUUUAAUUGAAA
Molecule: messenger RNA, 5569 nt
Organism: Pipistrellus kuhlii (Kuhl's pipistrelle)
Lineage: Eukaryota; Metazoa; Chordata; Mammalia; Chiroptera; Vespertilionidae
Gene: BEND7
Product: BEN domain containing 7
Exons: 9
Coding region: 164-1414 (416 amino acids)
Molecular function (GO): DNA binding
Source: RefSeq, a predicted model, not a curated record